Closterium sp. Naga37s-1 is the source of this 1206-nucleotide messenger RNA. Lineage: Eukaryota; Viridiplantae; Streptophyta; Zygnematophyceae; Desmidiales; Closteriaceae. The record is from the annotation of a GenBank genome assembly.
AUGGCCGCUGUCUCCACGUCCUCCGCUGUGAAGGCUUCGUGCCUCGCUGCAACAUCCGUGAAGUCCGAGUCUCGCAAGGUUGAAAAUCUCUCCUUCGCGCGCUCGGUCAGUCAGCGACAGGUUGUUGCUGCUAACGUCGCAAAAAAUGUGAAGGCCAAGGUUCAGCCCAUCCGGGCCACCGUUGGCAUUGAGAAGGAGGUUGCUCUUCCGGACAUCCCACUUACGCUUCUCAGGGAGGGUGAGGUGCGCGACUGGAACAAGCCGGAUCCCACCAACUUUCGCCAACGGUUCGAGAGCCUCGUGCUGAACGCUCAGAACCACAUUUGCGAGGCCAUCGAGAAGGUCGAUGGAGCCAAGUUCCGUCGCGACGCCUGGAUGAGGCCUGGUGGCGGCGGUGGCAUCUCCGCUGUUCUCCAAAACGGCAAUGUGUGGGAGAAGGCAGGGGUGGCCGUGUCUGUGGUGUACGGCACCAUGCCUCGCGAGGCCUACCGCGCAGCCACGGGCGAGGCCGCGCCAGGAAACGCUAAGGAGGGCGACAGGAUUCCCUUCUUCGCGUGCGGCAUCAGCUCCGUGAUGCACCCGUGGAACCCCUUCGCCCCUACCAUGCACUUCAACUACCGCUACUUUGAGACCGACGCCCCCGAGGGUGCGAAGGACGCUCCCCGCGCUUGGUGGUUCGGCGGCGGCACGGACAUUACUCCCUCAUACCUCUUCGAAGAGGACAUGAAGCACUUCCACGGGACCCAGAAGGCGGCGGUGGAGAAGAUCGAUCCGGCGCUGUACCCGAAAAUGAAGGAGUGGUGCGAUGAGUACUUCCUCAUCAAGCACCGUGGCGAGCGCCGCGGUUGCGGUGGCAUCUUCUAUGACGACAUGAACGAACGCGACCCCGAGAUCCUGUACAACCUGGCCAAGGAGUGCGCGGGCGCCGUGGUGCCGGCGUACGUGCCCAUCGUGGAGAAGCGCAAGGACACGCCCUACACCGCGGAGCAGAAGGAGUGGCAGCAGCUGCGGCGCGGGCGGUAUGUGGAGUUCAACCUGAUCUACGACCGCGGCACCAUCUUCGGGCUCAAGACCGGCGGACGCAUCGAGAGCAUCCUCAUGAGCAUGCCGCUUACUGCCCGCUGGGAGUACAACCAAGAACCCGCCCCUGGCACCCCCGAGGCGGAGCUGCUGGACGUGUGCAGGCACCCGCGCAACUGGGCGUAA